Tachyglossus aculeatus (Australian echidna) is the source of this 750-nucleotide messenger RNA. Its product is annotated as putative olfactory receptor 14L1. Lineage: Eukaryota; Metazoa; Chordata; Mammalia; Monotremata; Tachyglossidae. Gene Ontology annotation, molecular function: G protein-coupled receptor activity; olfactory receptor activity. The record is from RefSeq and is a predicted model, not a curated record. The coding region runs from base 1 to 750 and encodes 249 amino acids. Gene Ontology annotation, biological process: G protein-coupled receptor signaling pathway. The transcript has 2 exons. Gene Ontology annotation, cellular component: membrane.
AUGUCUAACAACACGAAGGUGACAGAAUUCCUCCUCUUGGGAUUCUCCGACAUCCGGGAGUUGCAGCUGUUACAUACUAUGCUGCUCCUCCUGGUCUAUCUGGCAUCCCUGAUGGGGAAUUUCCUCAUCAUCGCCGUCACUACUCUUGACUGGCACUUGCACAUCCCCAUGUAUUUCUUUGUCAAGAACCUGUCCAUCCUUGACUUCGUCUACAUCUCUGUCACAGCCCCCAAAUCCAUCUUCAAUUCUCUCACAAAUAUCAACUCCAUCUCUCUGCUGGGCUGCGCUGCCCAGGUAUUCUUCGUAUUUUUACUCGGUGGAUCAGAGUUGGCCCUGCUCACAGUGAUGUCCUACGACCGCUAUGUCGCCAUCUGCCGCGAAGAUGUGAGUUUAGCCAUCAGCCUCAGCUUAGUUUUCCUCUGCUUCGUGCUCAUCGUGGGCUCCUACAUCCGUAUCUUCUCAGCUGUGCUGAGGAUGCCGUCAGCCAAGGGCCGCUCCAAAGCCUUCUCCACCUGCAUACCCCACCUGGUCGUUGUCACUGUGUACAUCACGUCUGGCAUGUCUGCCUACCUAAAGCCGAUAUCAGACUCUCCCUCUGCACUGGACCUCCUGGUGCCUGUGUUCUAUGCGGUGGUGGCCCCUACUCUUAAUCCCCUCAUCUACAGCUUAAGGAACCGAGACGUUAAGGCAGCAAUGGGAAGGCUGCUAUGGCCAAAACAUCUCACAAAGGAGAAAAUAUCUAUUGGAUAA